This is a messenger RNA of Solea senegalensis (Senegalese sole), 3465 nucleotides long. RefSeq names its product family with sequence similarity 199, X-linked (gene fam199x). The record is from RefSeq and is a predicted model, not a curated record. NCBI's taxonomy places the organism in Eukaryota, Metazoa, Chordata, Actinopteri, Pleuronectiformes, Soleidae. The transcript has 8 exons. Bases 102 to 1271 code for a protein of 389 amino acids.
CUCGCGUUGACAGCGGUUUCGUCGUCGAUAGAAAAGAAAGGAUUUGCAAAUGGAGGUGACAGAAUUGACAACACUUUGAACGACAAAAGGUACAUCUCACCAUGUCUGAAUCACUGUAUGAGAAGUUUUUGGCCCCAGAGGAGCCGUUUCCUCUCCUCUCCCAAAGAGCCAACCUCAGUGAUGUUGGAACCCUGGAUGUCAGUGACUUUGGCUGUCAGCUCUCAUCGUGUCACAGAACUGAUCCUCUACACCGUUUCCACAGUAACAGAUGGAACCUUACUUCCUGUGGGACAAGUGUCGCCAGCUCAGAGUGCAGUGAGGAACUAUUUUCCUCAGUCUCGGUGGGGGAUCAGGACGACUGUUACUCCCUUCUGGAUGACCAAGAACUGACAUCGCUGGACUUGUUUCCAGAGGGCAGUGUUUGCAGCGACGUCUCCUCCUCUAUCAGCACUUACUGGGACUGGUCUGACAGCGAGUUUGAGUGGCAGUUGCCAGGAAGUGACAUAGCCAGCGGCAGUGAUGUCCUCUCUGACAUCAUCCCAAGCGUACCAAGUUCACCAUGUUUAUUUUCCAAGAGAAAGCCAAAGCCCCACCCUCAUCGUAACCUGGAUGAACUGCCCUGGAGUGCUAUGACCAACGAUGAACAAGUGGAGUACAUUGAGUACCUGAGUCGUAAGGUCAGCACAGAAAUGGGUCUGAGAGAACAGCUGGACAUCAUCAAAAUCAUCGACCCGUGUGCUCAAAUCUCUCCCACAGACAGUGAGUUCAUCAUCGAGCUCAACUGUCUCACUGAUGAGAAACUCAAACAGGUGCGUAGCUACAUCAGAGAGCACGGCCCCCGACAGCGAGCCAGUAGCACCAGAGAAGGCUGGAAGAGGAGCAGUCACAGCAGUGCCAGCACCGGCGGCAUCAGUGGAGCUAGCAGCAGUAACGCCAGCAUAGUGAGCUCUGCAAGCUCCUCCACUUGUUCCACGGCCUCCAACUCUUUAGCAGGUGGGACAGCCUCAGCUUGUAGUGGAAGCAGUGUUGCCAACAUCAGCAGAGCUCACAGCGAUGGCAACCUCUCUAGUGCUGCAGAACGUAUACGAGACUCUAAAAAGCGUUCAAAGCAGCGUAAGCUUCAGCAGAAAGCUCUCCGGAAGCGACAGCUGAAAGAGCAGCGUCAGGCUCGCAAGGAACGUCUGAGUGGACUGUUUCUGAACGAGGAGGUACUGUCGCUACGGGUAACGGAGGAGGACGACCGCGUUGACGACCUGGACAUACUGAUGUGACACCAGUGAAUCAAUCAGUGCUCCCUCUACGCCUGCUCUCUCAACACCCAGCCACUACCAUAGAGCUUAGCAACAGUGCUGAGUCCAGUCACUGUUCUCUUUAGCUUUGAAUAGGCUAACAUGCUCAUAAUGCAAUUUGUAAAAAGUAACGUGGCAGGUAGUACCUUUAAGCAGCCAUUAGCGUAGCUUGACACAUUGCUUGCUUUUACUAGUUUUAGAUGCAAGUGCCAUAAAAUACUGCUAAUGCUUUGAUUAGAUAUUUCAUCAGUCUAACCUGCUUAUAACUCAUGCUAACACUGCUACAGGUGAGACACUCACAGGUAAUGCAUACAUAUAUUGCAGUGACAGUUAUUACAGCUUAAUACAGUUAACUGCAGCAGAUGCUACUAAUACAGCCACCACUAGCAGAAGGGCAGGUCAGACAAGAGAAGCAGAGUUUGGUCAUGUUGUGCAAAUGAGAGAGGUCAUGGCAACACGUUUACCGUACUUUACUCAUACUGUUAUUAAGUUAUUAAGUUUGCUUUAUUUUAAACAUUAAUGGUGAUACUUGCCACCCGUCUGCCUACGGAUACUCGCAUGGCUUCAUCUGCAACGACCAAACUCUGCUCAUCUGUAGCUGUAGUUGAACCUGCUGCAUAUUAGGUUACAUCAGCAAAGGUAUGAGAAACUACUUCCAGGUAGACAGUCAACAUGACAUAAGAGUGAAGCGUCUGACAGGAACAUGACAGGAGAUUUACUGUAAAUUGAAGUGUACUCGUCAGGACCUACUGGGGAAAACAACACAAAAUCAUGAGAUUAAAACAAUGUUUAUAAACAGUGUCUAUAAACUGAUGCAGCCUGAAUGUAAUCAAUGCUCCUGUUAAACAUCCUCCAAAGAGAUGAAGAGAUUUGUGAUGUGGAAAUGUGGACGUGUGCUGGCCUGUCUUUCUAUCUAGUGUUGUUGGUUCCAUUUCACUCUUUAAGGCUUAGAGGGAGCACUGAAAAACUGCAUGUUUAAUCGUCCCCAUGUGGUCCAGUAACUUAACGACUUGCAUCAUUAUUUACAUACACCUGUAAAAUUAGCUUACCUGUAUUGUAUAUACAGUAAAUGAUAAAAAGCUUAUUUACUUCCUGUUUUCAGGUUUUCCUUGGUGAGAAAGGUUUUGAGUUCAUUUCCCUGUUUGCGUGUGUGUAUAUAGAUAUAUGUACACACACUGGAGAAGUAUUGAACUGUUGACUUUUUGUUUGUUGUUGCUUAAGAGCUGUAAAUUGCCACAGGAUCGUAGCAAAACUUUUAGUCUUAUUUUGAUCCAUUUAAGUACUUGAGUUUUGUCUUUGUCUCUUUCCUCUUUUUCUACAAGCACUCCUGCUGUGUUUAGUAAAUGACCCUCACAAGUUUAAAUGCUUUAAGCUUUGGUGAAGUCUUAACAUGUUUUUUUGUAUGUCUGUGUGCUGUACGGCUGGUUUCCCGGUCAUGUGAAUCCAACAUUUACCCAGUAACUUGGCUAAAGAGAAGUGUUAACAUUGCUUUGUUAAAAUCUGGAAAUGCAGUGAAUGAAGCGCUAACAUCUCAAUAUUAACUUGAGAUGGGGUUUGUGUGCAUUCGUAGCGAUCUUGGUAUUUAGUUUUUUGAUGAAAUUAUGCAUCUAUUUGUGUGUUGCUGGGGUUUUUUUUUCUGUUAACCCUCUGAGUUGUAACACAAUGAACCACUGGGAUUACUGACCUAACAGCCUGUUGUCCUGUCUAAUAUUUUUUUAAUGUGUACUGACCUUUGGUUCUUGUCUCUGUCCUGUGUGUAAAUCUAUUAAUUACAGCAAUUAUGUUGAUGCAGCUUUAUGUAUUCUGUAGUAAUGAAUUAGCAAAAAUCUAUUUUGAAAGAAUAAGAUAAUUUUGAAAAAAAAAAAAGUUCAACUCAAGCCACAGUGUGAUGCAAUAAAGUUAUUUGUGUAUAUAAGGUACUGUGUCAUUUCUGAAAAUGACAGAUCUUGAAUGGAUUAAACCUCAUUGUAAAUCAAGCUUUUUUGGUUUAGGAAAAUACCCUCAGUGCCAUCGUUUGGAUUAUUUUAUCACAUCACACUGACACUUUUACCAUCUCAGUGUUUUUACGGGUUUACAUUAGUUCUAAUAUAAACCACUAUGAAACUGUUGACUGCAAGAGAUACAACCCCGCGAAAGAAAACCACAACAUGACAAAUAAACUUAUUGUUGCAUCUCA